Molecule: messenger RNA, 270 nt
Organism: Drosophila obscura
Lineage: Eukaryota; Metazoa; Arthropoda; Insecta; Diptera; Drosophilidae
Exons: 1
Coding region: 1-270 (89 amino acids)
Source: RefSeq, a predicted model, not a curated record
AUGAAGUUCCUUUUCGUAGCCGCUCUCAUUGCUCUGGCCAUCCAGUUGGCAGUCGCACAAACAACGGAAGCUGCAACAACGACAACGACUGCUGCAUCCACAACUACAAGCACGACGACAGCAGCAUCAGUGACCAGUGCCACGACCAAGAAAACAACUAAGAUUUGCUGGAGGGGAAACAACUGGUGCAACACCCGCCAACAGGUGAAGUGCAAGAACCCCAAGAACUGCAUCAAAACCAUUGUGGUGGUGCGUCGCCGGAGGAAUUAA